This is a messenger RNA of Uncinocarpus reesii 1704, 2391 nucleotides long. RefSeq lists its product as uncharacterized. Lineage: Eukaryota; Fungi; Ascomycota; Eurotiomycetes; Onygenales; Onygenaceae. The coding region runs from base 1 to 2391 and encodes 796 amino acids. The transcript has 4 exons. The record is from RefSeq and is a predicted model, not a curated record.
AUGAAUGACUCCGAUGAUUAUGAGCGGGUUUCCCGCCUUCAAAUACUCCAAAUGGAGGACCUUGGUCUAGCUAGACGCGAUUACCUUUCGACGCGAGACGAAGGAUCAAAGCAAAGGCUUUCUUUACGCCAUUUGGAGGCUUUCAGAGCUUCCAAUCAAGAAGGAACCCAGAGUCAGCGUCUGGCUGAAGAGAAUAAAGAUAAGCUAGAUGCUUGGAAGAACGCCUGGAAAACCAUCGAGGGCCAAGGUGAAGGUGAAGACCUGGCUCCGAUUAUGGAAGGACAGUCUCAUAGGUACAACCUGAUACAGGCGAUCAAGAAUAAGGGUGGGCAAAAGUACGAUACCGAACCAGAUACCUCAGUUCAUCCUCGCGGCAGACGAGCACUCGGAGCUCCCGGUGGUGCUGGUCGAGGAGGCGGCGUAAUGGGAGCUCGUGGACGUCAACAACCAAUGGUUCAAAAGUCGUAUGUAGAUGCCGCUUGCUGCUUGAUCUUCGUUAUCGCCUUGUUAACGCUAGUCUAUGCAAGGUUGGCUGUGGCCGCGAAGCAACGGAGCAAGGCGGCAAUCAUACCUCCCAUCUCUGGCCGUCCAUUAGAUCCUGCAAGAAAUAUCAACAACCCUCAGUCACCUCCAAGGCGAGGAGGAGCAAAGGGACGUGGCGCUGGGCGUCCAAUGCGCCCGGUUACUAUGAGGCACCGCAUUCCCGUCACAACUCUUUCGUCUGAGCAAACUCGCUCCGGUCUAGGCGGUGUCGAGUCCUGCGAUGAUGCCGAUACCUCAGACAUGGCUAUGGAUAUCGAGGGAGAUGAAUCCUCUGAAGCAGAGAAUCUAGAAGCGGCGGAGGAAAAGCUUGUUCGGGGGUCUCUUAAGAGCCCAACACCGGAGCGACCAAUUUUGAAAGCCUUAGAAGUAUUUGGGAGUCCUUCUGCCAGAUAUGGGAACCAGACUGACUCUCUAAAACAAAAGGUCGAUAAGGGAUUUAGCAGCAGCUUGCCUCAACCUAGAUCUCCCAUGAAAUACCGCGAACCAGCCACAUAUGACAGUGACAGUGAUGAUGAUGAUGAGUCGAUACUUCUCCCAGGUACUGAAUCUCCGACCGUGGUCAAUGAUGAACCCGAACCUGCCACCAGCCCUCAACCUUCAACCAUCGAUAUGAAUCGUAAGGAUCGGAUCGCCGCAGAACAGGAGAAUGCGAGUGUUGUCCCACGAUCGUCUGCAGUGGAAAAUCAAGGAGAGAAUGAACUCUCUACAGCAAAGCAAGAGUUGGCGGAACUGGAGCAGACCCUGUCAACUGGAAUGUUACCUGUUUCUGUUAUAAACGUCCUAAAGUUGCGGAAAAAAGAGCUCGAGGAGAUUAUCUUCGUUAAAUCAACCAGGCCUAUUGGAGAUGCUCCUUCGGAUAUACCAGCGCCAAGAGAGAUGUUUAAGAAGCCCUUCACUGCGCCGGCAAGAGCCCUCCCUUUGCCAGAUGAGAAGGCCCCAGUACAAAGAGAGGCUCCUUCAGCGCAAAUAGGCAUGCAAGCUCGCCAAACUGCGCUUGAGCCGACAAGGGAAUUGAAAACCAGCCGAGUUGACGAUGCUGUUCGAACAUCGACAUUUCCUAUGUCUAAUGAUGAAACUAGCAUCAUUGGUAAUCAUUUACUUCCAGGCCGCGAGGGCAAGUCUGAUCCCAUAAUUCCUCCAGCCUUUGCUCAAGGUAAUCGCAGACCACGAAGGGCCCAUUUGGAUGCAAACGUUCCGUGGCCACAUCGACGAAACUUGGACACACCCGACAAGGAUGAUAUUCCUAUGGAGGACACAUUUGUGGCUGAAAAUGCGAAACCAUCUCAGCCGAGCACCACUAGGACCUCAGCUUCGCAGCCUCGAUAUGGAUCUCAACUAAAAAUGCGGGAAACGCCUUAUCUUCCGCAAACCGCAGCUGCUAUGCAAUAUGCCGGGCAAUUAUCGAAUAUGCCUUUGACUAACGAACGCCCGCAACUUCAAGUCCCUGUGCAUACAGCUACACCACCCACUAGCACUAAUGCGGCCAGAACCGACUCAUUUCCUCUUAGGGAUAGUUAUCAGGUUCGUCAGAGAAUUGAUUCUGUUAGAGUCGGAAACGAGAAUAACCCUCCAUUGGAAACGCCCCAAACCAGACUUGCGACAUGCACACCGAACAACCCAUUUUUUUCAAGACGAGGCAACGAAAACCUAUCGCCAGUAAAACAGGCCGGCAGUAAGCCAGGUGGUCUUGCUGAUUCCAUGUGGGCUCCUGCUCCUAGCGCACCGCAGCAAGGAACUUUCGGUAAAAACGUUCUCAACAGCGGUGAAACAUUUCAACGGGGUUCUCAGCGCGACAAUAAACCGAAUACUCGCGGAAAUGAUUUGAUGGCGUCUAGAUGGGCUCAUUGA